Messenger RNA from Homo sapiens (human), 6201 nucleotides. RefSeq names its product serine/threonine kinase 3 (gene STK3). The record is from RefSeq and is a predicted model, not a curated record. Gene Ontology annotation, molecular function: protein serine/threonine kinase activity; protein serine kinase activity; ATP binding. The transcript is spliced from 13 exons. Gene Ontology annotation, cellular component: cytoplasm; nucleus; centrosome. Gene Ontology annotation, biological process: protein tetramerization; negative regulation of growth; apoptotic process. Lineage: Eukaryota; Metazoa; Chordata; Mammalia; Primates; Hominidae. The coding region runs from base 141 to 1883 and encodes 580 amino acids.
GCUUCACACCUUUCCCGCCCUUAAGUAUGUGUACGUUGGGUGCAGAACCGUUUGGUUUUCCCGAGGGGUAGGCAGAAUUUCCAACCCCACGAGCUGCUCCCUCUUUCCGCAAACCUCCUAACCCCGGGGUUUUUCCAUAAAUGUGUUUACUUCGUCCACGCCAGCCUGCGAAGUUCCAAAAUGGAGUCUGGGCCACGCCGGCGUUCUGGGCACGACUACGGUCUCUUGAAAAGGCCAUUCAAUGUCCCUUCUUCAGGAAUUUGGAAAAAGGAUGGAGAGAUCUCUCUGAGCUAGACUCUUCAGUGGAGGAAAUGUUACAACUCAUGGACAGUGGCAUUACCAUCUGCCUUAGGAACGGAGCAGCCUCUGUCUUCAAGAAAAAAGAAUGGAGCACACAAGGAGAAGAAAACAAGCAAGACAGUAAACUAAAAAAGCUGAGUGAAGACAGUUUGACUAAGCAGCCUGAAGAAGUUUUUGAUGUAUUAGAGAAGCUUGGAGAAGGGUCUUAUGGAAGUGUAUUUAAAGCAAUACACAAGGAAUCCGGUCAAGUUGUCGCAAUUAAACAAGUACCUGUUGAAUCAGAUCUUCAGGAAAUAAUCAAAGAAAUUUCCAUAAUGCAGCAAUGUGACAGCCCAUAUGUUGUAAAGUACUAUGGCAGUUAUUUUAAGAAUACAGACCUCUGGAUUGUUAUGGAGUACUGUGGCGCUGGCUCUGUCUCAGACAUAAUUAGAUUACGAAACAAGACAUUAAUAGAAGAUGAAAUUGCAACCAUUCUUAAAUCUACAUUGAAAGGACUAGAAUAUUUGCACUUUAUGAGAAAAAUACACAGAGAUAUAAAAGCUGGAAAUAUUCUCCUCAAUACAGAAGGACAUGCAAAAUUGGCAGAUUUUGGAGUGGCUGGUCAGUUAACAGAUACAAUGGCAAAACGCAAUACUGUAAUAGGAACUCCAUUUUGGAUGGCUCCUGAGGUGAUUCAAGAAAUAGGCUAUAACUGUGUGGCCGACAUCUGGUCCCUUGGCAUUACUUCUAUAGAAAUGGCUGAAGGAAAACCUCCUUAUGCUGAUAUACAUCCAAUGAGGGCUAUUUUUAUGAUUCCCACAAAUCCACCACCAACAUUCAGAAAGCCAGAACUUUGGUCCGAUGAUUUCACCGAUUUUGUUAAAAAGUGUUUGGUGAAGAAUCCUGAGCAGAGAGCUACUGCAACACAACUUUUACAGCAUCCUUUUAUCAAGAAUGCCAAACCUGUAUCAAUAUUAAGAGACCUGAUCACAGAAGCUAUGGAGAUCAAAGCUAAAAGACAUGAGGAACAGCAACGAGAAUUGGAAGAGGAAGAAGAAAAUUCGGAUGAAGAUGAGCUGGAUUCCCACACCAUGGUGAAGACUAGUGUGGAGAGUGUGGGCACCAUGCGGGCCACAAGCACGAUGAGUGAAGGGGCCCAGACCAUGAUUGAACAUAAUAGCACGAUGUUGGAAUCCGACUUGGGGACCAUGGUGAUAAACAGUGAGGAUGAGGAAGAAGAAGAUGGAACUAUGAAAAGAAAUGCAACCUCACCACAAGUACAAAGACCAUCUUUCAUGGACUACUUUGAUAAGCAAGACUUCAAGAAUAAGAGUCACGAAAACUGUAAUCAGAACAUGCAUGAACCCUUCCCUAUGUCCAAAAACGUUUUUCCUGAUAACUGGAAAGUUCCUCAAGAUGGAGACUUUGACUUUAUAGAGCCUUACUGGGCCCGUGCAGAUUUUCCACUUCCUCGGCUGUGGCCCUUGGCAUCUGCGGUUAUAUUCAACAGGAGCACCAACGGUGGCCAAGAAGUCACUAGGAUGGUGGCUAAAGGGGAGGAGCUGAGCUACACCCCACUUGAUGGAACGCAAAGACUGUGGUGAGGUUGGAGAGCAGUGCUGUGCGUCCUUCCUCAGCCUUAACGAGUGCGGGGCAAGGUUAACACAGAUUUCUACACCCUUUUGCUGCAUACACAGACGAGGCCACCUGCAGAUGCCACCACUGCUCAGUGUGAGUUGAGUGUUGGAUGGGAGAGCCAUCUGCUCCAUACACCUCAGGGCCCCUUCUGGGGCCCAAUAACCUCAUGGGAACAGGUAGGGGAUCUCCUAGCCUUCACAAAGGCAACAAACCAAAAUGAGCAAAGAGUUAGCCCUGAAGUCGAAUGGGAUCUUAUUGAUUUUCCUCUGCCUAAUGAUUGUUAAUAGGAGGAAUCUGGAUUCCGUGUACAUAGGUGGAAAUAGUGGAAAUCCCAAAGGAGACAAGCUGAUGAUUUUAAAACUUGAUUCACUUGGAUCAGAACCUAGCUCAAGCAUUUUCCUGAUUGCAUUGUCCCUGCAACUGUCGUCUAUUGUAGCUGACUGCUGAAGAGGAAAUGAAACCAAAUAGAAGGUUGUUUGUAAGCAAUCUCUCUGCUCUUCUUAAAAAUAAAUUAGGGAUAUCAGGAUCGGCUCAUGGCUAGAAUGAGGACAUAGAGAGACAUGCAGAAAUUCUGUUUUUAUAUUGAGGUGAAGAAGUGGGUAGGGAGGGCUUUAAGGAUUAUCUAAUCCAACCUUCUCAUUUUGCAGCAGUGGAAGGUGAGGCUUGGAGAGGCCACAGGAUGUGCCUACAAUCACAGAGCUGGAGGCAAAACCCAGCAGAACCAAGUCAGCCCAGUGGCCUUCCUACCGAUUCACCAUGGCCUUUGGACCGGCCCAUACUCAGUCUAUUUUAAGUAAUGCCAAGAAGUGUCUCUAUGUAUCCCCCAGCAGUAUUCAUGCCCAACCAGCCAGGACACUCAGGGUUCCCCAAUUUACUAUUAGGGAGCCUACUUCGGCAGCAGGGAGAGUGGUACUUUGGGACAGGUUGGGGCUGGCAGGGCAGGCUGACAGAGGUGCUGAGCAGGAAAGCAUGCAGGAGGAAAAUCCUGCAGGGGUGUCUGUUUCACAAGAGUUACAAGAAUACAGGACCAUUCCUUCUACCAAGGAGGCUAGUGGUUCGAGAUCCUAGAAAACUAGGACUCCGCCUUUACCAAGAAUAAACAACAGCUUCUCCUUCCCCAAAUUGCAAAAACAAACAAACAAACAAACAAAAAAAACACCCAGGCUUUCUCAGGAAAUCUGGUCCCCAACUUUGAAUGCCCUCCUUGUUUGCUACUGCAUAUGUAAUUGAAAUGCCUCCAAGAGAUGCAAAUAAUUUUUGUCUAUUUAAUCUGCACACUUUUUGAGGCUGGAGUCCCGAGUGUGUCAGUAUUACUGCCCAUUCCCGAAUCGAGGCACAGAGAUGAAAGUGCAGCAAUCAGACAUAAUGGUUCAGUGCAGCCUGUGUCAAUGCUUGCACAGUAGUGUGUUAAUGAGUGUUAAAACUGACAUCUCAAAUAUGGCAUCCUCAAUUUUAAAAAUUACAGCUCUGUAAGAAGUCAUGCUGUUAAAACACACAAGAAAUACCAGUUACGCCUUCAAGUAGCUAACACACAGCCUGUACAGAUCACCACUAUCCCAAAGUGCAUAACAACUUAUUUUCUUUGAAAUGCGGCAAGAAUUAGCAGGUAGUUCAAUUAUUUGAGUGCUAAGAUAAGUAGAAAUAACAAAUGCAAAUGUUAAAUACCAAUUACUACCUUACGAGCUACAAAUCAGCUUGGCAUUACAACAUGCCCUUCCUCACUCACAAACCCGAGAAAUGUGGGGGUUUGGCAGAAAACACAAACCUAUAACCAAUAUGCAUUUGUGCAACAGACGUGUCACUUCCCAACCCAGCACUUCCAAAAUGCACAUCACAGAUAUCAAAGCCUGGCCCAUAUAUUUGGCCCACUGGCAUUGAAAACAAUAACCUUCAAAUGCUGGGAGUGACACUUCUCUCAAGCUCACAGCUGGAAACAAGUCAUCUCCAGUUUCUACUCUGUCCCCCUAAAGGAGGUUUACAGGUCAGUCUGACAGCCUGGUUGCCAAAGAUGUCACCUCAUAUUUUUACAGAAAAUUAACCUGACUCUCCCUGGUUAGCUUCAGGGACUAAAAGAAACUGCUGGUUAGAUGUUAUCUAGCAAGGUCGAUCAAAGACCCAGUGGAGAGCACCUGUAAACUUCAAACCUUAGUGAGACUUUAGGGGAGAGGAAGAUUAUUUCUCCCUGGGUCACCAUUCAGUCUACAUUCCUUGUGGGAAUUAGCUCCAGGGUUUAAGCCAGCCGGGUUGUUCUUUCUCCCACUUAUCUGAAACCACCACUUGAAAAACUCAAUGCUAUUGGGACAUUCUCAUGCUCAGAAGUGAGUAAAGGUCCAGUUGGGCAAGAUAAUAUUUUAUAUAAGUAUAUAUGUAUGUACAAGAGAUGUUAAAAAGAUAGUCUCUAAAGCACGUUGGGAUUCCUCCAACGAAAGGCACCAGAUAAAUGCAAGUCAUUACCAAAAAGAAAAGUCAAGUUUUCCAGCUUUCACAUCUGCAAAGGGUAACCACUAGGGUACCUCUUUUUUGGUGGUAAGCCUUCUUGUUUAGAAAAAUCUUCAUGAAAGUGACUGAGUUAUUCUGCCUUGUUCCUUGCUUCCACUUUGCAUAAGCUUCCUGGUCAGCGGCCAUGGAUACCAGGCUCAGUGACCCAAUACCAUCAGCCUUGGCAAACUGAUCCGUCCUCAUAAGUCUGUACCACCACCUGCCUUCAGUGCAGCUGGGGAUGAGUCCGUAAAUGUUAUGCCUUCCAGGGCUGGAAGCACCAGCCAAAUCUAAGUGUUCCAUGUGCAAAUUCUGAAAAAUAACUCUGCUCCUCUGAUUCAGUGCCCAGUUGCCUCUAAGUCAUCUCACUUUUCCUGAUGCUUCAGAGACACGGAUGUAGACACUAGGAGACAGCCACCUCCCAGCCUCCCACAAGCCUCCAGUCCAAUGGAAAGAUUUGAACUGGGGGCUCCAGGACACAAGUGGCUAGUGAAUUCAUUCAAUAAAUCACCCACACUGUAGUAGCCAUGACAACUACAAGAACACAAAGCCUUCUGAUAAGAUCCUUGCCACACCUCCAAUGAGGUAAGUAUCAUCUUCAAUCAACUGAAACACAAAAGGACCUCUUAAGAAGAGGCCCAACCUUUGGAUGAAAACCCUGGAUAGCUCCAUGCUCAGACCCCUGGGUUCUAUUGCCUUUUCAAAGAUGGAACAAUAAUGAAAGCCACCUGGAAAACCAUCAGAUUACCUUAAAGAUGAUGGAGAAGAAUUAUCUUAUAGAGGAACCCAGGUUCCCCAUCACAAUGUUAUGUGCUGGUUAACCGAACAAGAGGAGCAGGAGCAUUUUGGAGGAGGAAACAGUCGUCUCCCUUCAAUACAAGUUUGGAAGCUUGAAGGUCUUUUGAAUAGCAUUAAGCUUUUCAAGUUUACAAUUUUUUAUGACAUUUUAUGAACUAGCAGUUUUUUAUUUUACAACUCUUUCCUUUCUCCUGGCCUCUACCCAGUCACCCCCCAUGAAAGGCAGUGGGAAUGCAAGUAAGAACUGCAGUGUUUCCAUCCUGGGUAAGCCACACCACCAUCGUGCACGUCUAUAUUUUGAGUACAUGCUUCCAUACCACCAGGUUUCCAUGUCAUGGCAGGAACUCCAGGGCAAUCACAGCAUCAUAUACAACAUACUAUAUCCUAGAAGCAAAAUUAUCUGACUAAAUUCUGCUUGGAAAUAAAAGGGCUCUCAUUUGAUGAGCUUUCAGAGUAGGCAACAAAAGUAUUUAAGCUACUGCCCUUGCUAGCAACCCAACAACGUUCACCUCAGGGAGACGAUACAACAGUAAACUUCUUUUUAGUUGAGGAAGACAACACGACCUUACUCCUAAACAUCUUAAAAAAUAAAUAUUUCAAAAACAUGCUAAUAUCUUAGACACAGCAAAGUUUGGUCAAAUGGCCUAGAUCAGAAACCUCAUCCGGAAAUACAUUUCUCUACAGUCACCCUAGGAAACAAGGAGGCUUGACUGUGAACCAAGGGGCUCAGCCUGCACUAACUUGGCUUUAAGCACCCUAGGGUUUGGACUAUUUAGCUGAAGCCCCUCUCCCUAACACAUCUGUUCUUGGGAAAAAAAUUCGAUCUUCACUGCAUGUUUAACUAAGUAACAUUCUCUAAAGAGUGACAUUUAUGAGAUGAACAUCAGUGUACAUCGUUCUAAAGAUGAUUGGUGCACCCAUGCAAGCCACGGAACUACAGAUCAUUUAUAAAAACAACUUAGAGACUUGCAUUGGUCAAGUCUGCUUAACUUUGCAUUCUCUUUGUUU